Eucalyptus grandis is the source of this 1627-nucleotide messenger RNA. RefSeq names its product probable 2-oxoglutarate-dependent dioxygenase ANS. NCBI's taxonomy places the organism in Eukaryota, Viridiplantae, Streptophyta, Magnoliopsida, Myrtales, Myrtaceae. The record is from RefSeq and is a predicted model, not a curated record.
CGAAUCGGCUACUCGCUCGUCUCUGGGCAUCUCUCUCUCUCUCUCUCUCUGUCUCACGGAGUCUCAAGAGCACAAGCAAGCCAUAGCAUCGAUGGCGGAAGUAGAGAAAGCAACCGCCGCGAGGGUCCAAGCCAUCGCCCGGUCCAACCCGCCCCAAGUCCCUCCCCAAUACAUCCAACCCCCUCAAACCCGACCCUUUUGCUCCUCGCCCUCUCCCUCUCCCUCUCCCUCUCCCGCUCGGGCCGCCGCCAGGAUUCCCGCGAUCGACCUGUCCGGACUCGAUCCGACCCACCGGGACCGGGUCCGGGCCGAGAUCGGGCGGGCUUGCAGGGAUUGGGGGGCCUUCCACGUCACCAACCACGGAGUCCCCAGCUGGCUCCUCGACCGCGCCCGCGCCGUGGGCUCGUCCUUCUUCGGGGAUGUCCCCAUGGACGAGAAGCUCGCGUACGCUUGUGACCCGAGCUCGUCCGCGACGGAGGGGUACGGAAGCCGGAUGCUCGAGAACGACGACUCGGUGCUGGACUGGAGGGACUACUUCGAUCACCACACUCUGCCUCUCUCUCGUCGCGACCCCUCUCGCUGGCCCAGUUCGCCUCCUGAUUACAGACAAGUUAUGGCUGAGUACAGUGAUCGAAUGGGAUUGCUGGCGAAGCAGCUACUGGGCCUAAUUUCAGAGAGUUUGGGAUUGCCAACUUCGUGCAUCGAGCGUUGGGUGGGGGAGUUCUACCAGAACAUCACAAUUAGCUAUUACCCUCCAUGCCCGCAACCAGACGUGACUCUUGGUCUGCAAGCGCACUCUGAUAUGGGCGCAAUCACCCUUUUGAUCCAGGAUGAUGUUGGGGGACUUCAGGUUUUGAAGGACAGGGAAUGGAUCACAGUUGAGCCGUUGUCAAAUGCCAUUGUUGUCCUUUUGGCUGAUCAAACUGAGAUUAUGACCAAUGGAAUCUAUAGGAGUGCAGAACAUCGGGCAAUAACAAAUGCGAGCAGGGCACGGCUUUCAAUUGCAACAUUUCAUGAUCCUUCGAAGGCAAGGAAGAUAUCCCCUGUUUCCGAGCUGGUGAGCGACUCUUCCCCUCGAUAUCGCGAAGUUGUGUAUGGGGACUAUGUGUCUUCAUGGUAUACGAAGGGACCAGAGGGGAAACGGAAUGUUGAUGCCCUUCUGCUAUAAGUCUUGGCUUACGGAAGAUCCCCAAUAAUAACCAGAUGAGUGAAUAAAAGGAAAAGAGGGUAUAGAGAAGGCCACCAACUUGGUCACUGCUUUCGUCCUAUAUGUCCACAAGCAGCUUUCAGAAAUGGAACUGUUGACCAAGCGGACAGGAACAGUGAUGAAAACAAUAUGCAUCGCUCCUCUUGGAGGUUUGCUUCGUUCUUGGUUUUUAAAUUCUUGUUAAAACAAGUAAAGUCGAUUGACUAGCCACCUUCUGAAAACACACGUUCUACUCAAUGGUACUCACAGAUGACAAUUCUAUUUCAGUUAUAAAUUCAAGUUAUUGUGGACAAACAAUGAACUUCUUUGGCAUGUGCCAUUGUAAUUAGCUUAGGUGGUAUGGUCAAUAUAUAUUGUCAAAUUUUACGAAUGAUCUGAUUCCAUUUUUUCUUUGGUUGAUAUGUGAAAUCAUUAAGCUGA